Molecule: messenger RNA, 357 nt
Organism: Loa loa (African eye worm)
Lineage: Eukaryota; Metazoa; Nematoda; Chromadorea; Rhabditida; Onchocercidae
Exons: 2
Source: RefSeq, a predicted model, not a curated record
AAUACACGUCACUCGGACAUACGUCACGUGCGCGUCACACAAACGUAUAUUCAAUACACGCAUCAUGUACGUGAUUCACAUGCACGCACACGUAUGCCACUUACAAGUACCCACACGAGCACCACUCACAAGUGCGUCAAAUACAAGUACGUCACGUACAUGUGGACCACACGCACACCACCGCAGUGCACCAUACAUGCAUGUGACAUACACGUGUGCGAGACGCACAUACGCAACACACGUGCGCAUCACGAACGCGUCGUGAACACAUACCCAACAUAUACUUCACACAGGUCACACACACCUGCAUCACAUACAUUACGUGUAGUUCACAUACACAUCACGUACAAGUUGUAG